Molecule: messenger RNA, 1565 nt
Organism: Vigna unguiculata (cowpea)
Lineage: Eukaryota; Viridiplantae; Streptophyta; Magnoliopsida; Fabales; Fabaceae
Gene: MPK10
Product: MAP kinase 10
Biological process (GO): protein phosphorylation
Molecular function (GO): ATP binding; MAP kinase activity
Source: RefSeq, a predicted model, not a curated record
AGAAGAAGGAGAUGACAGUUUUUACAGAAGUUGGGAGAGAGAGAGAGAGUACAGAUCUGUUUGACCAAAAGCCCUCUCACACAAAUCAGACGCAACAAAGAAUACAACACACCCAAUGGAAGGAGGAGGAGGAGCUGCUCCGCCUGCAGACACCGUUAUGUCGGAUGCAGCACCGCAUCCAGAACCCCAUCAGCCCCCGCCGGCCAUGGGGAUCGACAAUAUUCCGGCCACGCUCAGCCACGGUGGCAGGUUCAUCCAAUACAACAUAUUUGGGAACAUAUUCGAAGUCACCGCCAAAUACAAGCCACCCAUCAUGCCCAUCGGGAAAGGCGCAUACGGCAUCGUUUGCUCGGCUUUGAACUCGGAGACGAAUGAGCAUGUUGCUAUCAAGAAGAUUGCGAAUGCGUUUGACAACAAGAUUGACGCCAAGAGGACCCUCCGAGAAAUCAAGCUGCUUCGUCACAUGGAUCAUGAAAACGUGGUUGCAAUCAGGGAUAUAGUGCCACCACCUCAAAGGGAGGUGUUCAAUGAUGUUUACAUUGCUUAUGAGUUGAUGGACACUGACCUGCACCAAAUCAUUCGUUCAAAUCAAGCGUUAUCAGAGGAGCAUUGUCAGUAUUUUCUGUAUCAAAUUCUCCGGGGGUUGAAGUAUAUACAUUCUGCAAAUGUUCUGCACAGGGACUUAAAGCCUAGCAACCUUCUCCUGAAUGCAAACUGCGACUUAAAAAUUUGUGAUUUUGGACUGGCUCGAGUCACCUCUGAAACUGAUUUUAUGACUGAAUAUGUUGUUACAAGAUGGUACCGUGCACCAGAACUUCUGUUGAACUCUUCUGAUUACACAGCAGCAAUUGAUGUAUGGUCUGUUGGUUGUAUUUUCAUGGAACUGAUGGAUCGAAAGCCUUUGUUUCCUGGCAGAGAUCACGUGCAUCAGUUGCGUCUACUUAUGGAGCUGAUUGGCACCCCUUCAGAAGCUGAUUUGGGAUUUCUGAAUGAAAAUGCGAAGAGAUACAUUAGGCAACUGCCUCUUUACCUCCGUCAAUCUUUCCAAGAAAAGUUUCCACAUGUCCACCCUGAAGCUAUAGAUCUUGUUGAAAAAAUGUUAACUUUUGACCCUAGAAAAAGGAUUACCGUUGAAGAUGCACUGGCACACCCGUACUUAACGUCUCUGCAUGACAUCAGUGAUGAACCUGUGUGCAUGACUCCCUUUAGCUUUGACUUUGAACAACAUGCUUUGAGUGAGGAACAGAUGAAAGAACUGAUAUACCGAGAGGCUUUAGCAUUUAAUCCUGAGUAUCAGCAGUAGUGAUAGUGAUGUUGUCAUUGGAUUUGGAUCGUUUGAUGUCUGUGUCCAUAGAUCAAGGGAUGUCUUUGUGUAUAUAUCUAUCAUCUGAAACCAGGUGAUAUUGGAGUUGAAUUGUUUCCCUCAGAGGCAUGAUUGGUAGACUGGAACAAUCAUAAGGUGUUUGUAUUGGCUUAUUUGCUUCAUAUUAUUGUCCCAAUUCAUUGGCUUGAGCCAACUGAUAAAUCUUUCUCGGUCUCAAAUUUAUGAUCUUGUGGGUUUGAAA